GUUACAGAACGUUCCAAGAUGGUGGGAGUGCUUUAUAGCUCUAGUGUCUCGUGGUCACGUGAUCAGCGUCAGGCAGGAACCAGAUCUUAAAUUUAAAUUUUAAUCAAUACACCUGCGUAGCGGCUUUUGCCAGUAUGAGUCUAAAUAAAUGGCUUCCAAACUGGGGCGCACACACCCCAGGAAGAGACAGGAAUGCACAGACUGCAGGAAGAAAAUGUAAUACUCCAUAUAUUUACAUCAUUAUUUGGUAUGUCUUAUUUAAUAUUUAAUAACGAGGUAAAGUGUAGUAGACAUAUAGGUGUACACAUAGAAUAUGCAUGUUUCAAUACUUUCCAUCAUUCUUACAUAGCACUUAGCUUGUGCUUGGCAUGUUACAAAUAUUGAUUAUCUAAUGACUCCUUGAGGCACUCUUAUUAUCCCAGUUUUACACACGAAAGAACUAAGGGUAACUACCCCAAGGAAACGGGUAUCGUAGUUGGUGGCAAAGCCGAGACUUUGAGUUGUAGGCGGUCUGGUUGCAUCUUUGUACUUAAAGCUAAAUAAGUGUCUUGGUAGGGAGGGCAAUGUUUGUUACACAGACACCGAAAUAGGGAAGGAUGGGAAGAACUUAAAGAAUUCCAGGCACAAGAGCAAGAGGAAAACCAACAGGAUCACCUCCCCCCUUCAUUUGUGGAUAGAAUAGGUCGGUGGACCCACUAAUUCAACAACUGGCUCUCAACCUUAAUGCUUUAAUACAGCUCUUCGUAUUGUGGUGAUCCCCACCAUAAAAUUAUUUGUGUUACUACUUCAUAACUAUAAUUUUGCUGUUAUGAAUCACAAUGUAAAUAUCUGUUCUCCGACGGCCUUAGGCGAACCCCUGUGAUCCACAGGUUUAGAACUGCUCAACAAGAGGUUAAAAAAAAAAUCCCUGAAAUAAUAAAGUUUACUCUAACUCAAUUUCUACCCCUCCCCUGUUUAAAUGGUGUGCUUUGGCCACCCCACUCGCCUAGAUACCUGUGCUAGCUCUCCGCAGCGCCUAGUAAACGCUCAUCUAACCCAGCGGUUAUCUUAGCACGGAGUCCUAGGUACGCGAAGCAGUUGGCCGAGGCCCAGGCGCCAGGGAAGUUUUGAGAAGAGCAGAGCUCUUAGGCAUGAGGUUAUAGAGAAGCCUGCGGGACAAGAGUGCGGUGGGCGCAGACCCCUGGCUCGGGAGAAGCGACAGCAGGUGCUCCGCGCAAGGCCGAGCCGGGCGGGGCUGGCAGACGCGUUUGGGUGGCGAGAUGCAAAGCCUUUCCUGUUCCUUAGGGAGGCGUGGAGGCAGCUUCCGCCCAUUCUUCCAGAGAACUUCGCGGACUGCUUAAGAGCCCUUUCCGAAGGCUAGCCCGAGUCAGGAAAGUCAGGUCUGGCGACCCAGGAUUGCCUCAGCCGGUUUCUGUGCGCGUCACCUCUGUGCAGAAGAGCGCGUUCCCCAACCCGGCCCCGGGGAGGCCCCCCAGUGGGUGUGGCCUCCGCUGAAGACCCCGCCCCUCGUGCGGUCGCGUGGGGAUGGAGGGGCAGGGCAAGGCGAUGGGCGGGGCGAGGGAACCGGGAAGAAAGGGCAGGGCCGGUGUGCUCGUGCCCGUGUUUGGCGCUUGGGCGGGGGCGCGCCAGUGCGCGCGCAGGAGGGAAGCCAGCCCGGACGGCCGUUGUCGGGUUCGACUGGAGGGGCGGUGAAGUCACCUGCGAGCGGUGCACCCGCCGCGUCCGAAUCGCGCCGGCCUCGCGGGGCCCCACGCACCCUGCGAGGCUGGGGCCGAGGAGCAGGCAGAGUCCGCGCCCCGAGUCGGCGACGAGGAGGAGGAGGAGUCGCACCCUUGGCGCCGCCGCCCGCACCCGGGCGGGUAGGUACCAUGGAGGUUAUUAGCAAAAGAUGGUGGAUCGCCUGGCGAACAGUGAAGCAAACACCAGACGCAUAAGUAUUGUGGAGAGCUGUUUCGGGGCAGCCGGUCAGCCCUUGACCAUCCCUGGGCGGGUGCUUAUUGGAGAAGGAGUAUUGACUAAGCUGUGCAGAAAGAAGCCGAAAGCAAGGCAGUUUUUCUUAUUUAAUGAUAUUCUUGUAUACGGCAAUAUUGUUAUCCAGAAGAAAAAAUACAACAAACAACACAUUAUUCCCUUGGAAAAUGUCACCAUUGAUUCUAUCAAAGAUGAAGGGGAAUUACGGAAUGGAUGGCUUAUUAAGACACCGACUAAGUCGUUUGCAGUUUAUGCUGCCACUGCCACGGAGAAGUCAGAGUGGAUGAACCACAUAAAUAAGUGUGUCAGUGAUUUACUCUCCAAAAGUGGGAAGACGCCUAGCAACGAGCACGCUGCUGUCUGGGUUCCCGACUCGGAGGCCACCGUGUGCAUGCGCUGUCAGAAAGCAAAGUUCACACCAGUGAAUCGGCGGCACCAUUGCCGCAAAUGUGGCUUUGUUGUUUGUGGUCCCUGCUCUGAAAAGAGAUUUCUCCUUCCCAGCCAGUCUUCUAAGCCUGUGCGGAUUUGUGACUUCUGCUAUGACCUGCUUUCCACGGGGGACAUGGCCGCGUGUCAGCCGACUAGAUCAGACUCUUACAGUCAGUCGUUGAAGUCUCCUUUAAAUGACGCAUCUGAUGACGACGAUGACGAUGAUAGCAGUGACUGAGGACAUGCUGUGAAGUAUUUAAUUGACUGUCUGAGAAUCAGCUUUGGGGGAAGUGUAAAACUCCUGGCUCCCUCAGUUUUGCUCUCGCCAGGACUGCCCGAGAAGGUCUUACUUACUCUCUGUGCCUGUAUCCUGUAGAAAGCAUCCGAUAGGGGCUUGGCUUUCUACUCCUUAUUUCUAGAUGAUUUUCUUGUAAGUUGGAAAGAUGUUUAUUUAACAGAUCUUGUAUCACAUUUCCCCCUGAUUUGGAAAAACUAAAAGCACAGAAUGGUGGGAACCUCGACAUCUGUGGCUUUUCCCCAAGCAUUCUAUGUAAUGGUUAAGACACCAGUGACACAACAUGGGUUGGAAAUUCCUCAUUACUUCUCUUUUCUCAAUACCGAGUGGUGCCUUACUGUGGCAGCAUUGUCACUGAAAUCAACGUACACCCUACCUUCUUACUUCUUUGAUGCAUUUAAACACACUGGUGCUCUUACAGGUGGAAAAUGAAUGUUUGAUCAAUGUAGGUGAGAAUAUUUAUUUGACAGCUACCAGGAACUAAAUUUUGAGGUAUCUCCUUAUAUAAAUACAUAUUUUUCAUAAAAUAGUUGCAAUUAUAUUUUUAUGUCUUUUAGGCACCAAAUGAUAAUGGUCACUUGUAUGCUUAAAGCUAGCCAGAUGCCACUCUUUGGAAUUUGAUUUGAAAUUCAUCACUAGUUAGAAGUGGCGUAUUCCACUGGCUUUCACUUUCCUAAGAUAUUUUUACAUAGAACUAUUUGCUUUACAUUAUUUCCUAAAGGAAAAAUCUGAGGAAACCCCUAUUUUUCCCACACAGGGUUUCUCUGUGUAGCUUUGCUUGUCCUGGAACUCGAUGUUGACCAGGCUGGCCUUGAAUUCUCAGAAAUCAUCUGCCUUUGCCUCCCCAGGCACCACUACCACCUGGCAAAAAUGAAAAGUUUUUAGAAAAUUCUCACAGUAGAACAUGGAAUCAUACAGAUCUGGAAGAGAUCAGAGUUUGACUAGAUUUCCUGUCUGCAAGCAUUGUCAAUUUUUUUGUGUGAAAUUAUCUUGAUUUACAGGUGGUGUUGUAUUUUACAGAGUUUAUGAAGCCCCAAACAAUUUUUAUUUUUGUAAAACAAUUGUAUGUUUAAUCUGUUUCUGAAAUCAUUUCACGGUAUAUGGAGAUAGAGUAGCAGUUGAUAUUUCUAGAUUGCAGCAUCGAUGAGGUUGCUUUGAGAACUGGUAGUUGCUCUCUUUAUGUUUGGAGACGGCUGUUGGGCUGUGGGCCUGCUCUCUGCACAGCGCUCUCUGCACAGCACUGGCCAUGCUGUGCACAUUCUGGCCAUUGGCGUGCUGCAGUAACUAGGUUUUCAAAUGUGGGAAACCAGCAGGCAGAAAGGUUUUUGUUUUUGUUUUUGUUUUGUUUUUUCCAGAGUUCUUUUCAAACUCCACCCCCUUUUCAAAAUUUAAAACAUAAUUCUGCAGAUGCCCUGGAGUUUGAUUCAGUACCGUGUGAAUGGAAGAGUCAUUGUUACUUCGCCGUGUGGUUACAGUACUAAUCUUACUUUUCUGUUCAGAUCUGAAAGUGUGUGGCUGUAUGGGUCUGUCUCCCUGCAGGAAAUGAGGAAAGCACAGUAGAGCAUGGCCUGGGGGCUCCGUUCCUGCUUUUUGUCUUGGUUGGUUUUACUGUCAAAUGGAAUUUUGUUUCAGAGCAGCACAUAUGUGUAGUCAGUAAGCGUGUUUGAAAGGACCAUAAAAAUCAGAGAAAUGCUGGUGGAAACUUGCAAAUUCAGGAACCAAGGGGAAAUGUCCUGAGAUAACAUUUGCAUUGUUGACCUUUGUUGAUUGUUUUUACAGUAAAAAUAUUUUGCAGCUUG
This is a messenger RNA of Rattus norvegicus (Norway rat), 4494 nucleotides long. RefSeq names its product pleckstrin homology and FYVE domain containing 2 (gene Plekhf2). Gene Ontology annotation, cellular component: early endosome; early endosome membrane; endosome membrane. Gene Ontology annotation, molecular function: metal ion binding. Lineage: Eukaryota; Metazoa; Chordata; Mammalia; Rodentia; Muridae. The record is from RefSeq and is a predicted model, not a curated record.